This is a messenger RNA of Drosophila willistoni, 409 nucleotides long. Its product is annotated as retinin. Bases 1 to 396 code for a protein of 131 amino acids. NCBI's taxonomy places the organism in Eukaryota, Metazoa, Arthropoda, Insecta, Diptera, Drosophilidae. The transcript has 2 exons. The record is from RefSeq and is a predicted model, not a curated record.
AUGUUCAAAUUGGUGGUGUUGUCUGCUUUGCUCGUGGUGGUAGCCGCUCGUCCCGGUCUCUACGAAUCCUCCUUAGUUUACGCGGCUCCAGCUGCCCAUACGACCAUAGUGCAGGAGCCAGUCCUGGCUAAAGUUGGCGCCGUUGUAAAGAGUAUUCCCACUGCUGUUUCCCACCAGAGCCAAUCUGUGGUACACAGCUCCGCCCAUGUAGUUCAGGAUGUCGUUGCACCAGUGGUGAAGUCAACUCCUGUGGUAACCUACGCCGCUCCUGCUGUUGCUCCUGUUGUCCAUGCCACCUAUGCAGCCGCUGCUCCAGUUGUGCAUACUUCCUAUACCGCCGUUGCACCUGUAUUGAAAACAAUUCCCUCACCUGUGAUUUACAAUGCUGGGUGGUAAAUGAUAACGGAAA